Messenger RNA from Brassica oleracea var. oleracea, 2352 nucleotides. RefSeq lists its product as uncharacterized. Gene Ontology annotation, biological process: meristem development; meristem maintenance. NCBI's taxonomy places the organism in Eukaryota, Viridiplantae, Streptophyta, Magnoliopsida, Brassicales, Brassicaceae. The record is from RefSeq and is a predicted model, not a curated record. Bases 1 to 2352 code for a protein of 783 amino acids. The transcript has 3 exons.
AUGUUAGAUAACCCUGCGGACUGGCCGGCCUUUGCUUCCGAGCUAGUCUCUUUCUGUCUUCUCAAGGACGGUUUCUCGGACUUCAGCAUAUCCCGCAUACCCAGGACUAGGAACUCGCGUGCAGACUCUCUCGCAAAGGAGGCUAGAAUUAGCGGUACUCUUUUUUCCCAUAUAGAUCAGACCCAGUCGAACAGAGCCAAUCCAACCAGACACUAUAAUUCAAACAGAUCACUCACAUUACAAAAAACCCAUCUUUCAAAACUCUGUCUCACCACCUCCAUUGACGGACCUGAAGCUAUGCUUCGUCGUCAAAACCGUUCAGCACCUCCUCCUCCGGACUUAAAGUCUCUGUCUUUAAGCGUUUCCUUCAAAGGGUGGAGGCUCCCGAACAGAAAGUUCAAGUCUUGGGCUCUCAAAAUGUCAUCUUUACACAAACCCACAUGGAUACAAGCUGGCGUUUUCGAAGCAAUCAUGGCAUCCACGAAAGGAAUCAGUAAAGACACAGAUCUCCUUCUGGGUAUCGCUGAGAAAUGGUCUCCAGACACCAACACAUUCAUCUUCCCUUGGGGCGAAGCCACCAUAACACUAGAAGACGUUACGUUCCUUCUAGGCUUCUCUGUUCUGGGCUCCCCUGUUUUCGCCGCUCUCGAUGAAUCAGGAGAGAGGGUUAAGGAGAAAUUGGUGAAAGAGAGUCUGAAGAUUAAGAAAGAUAAUAACUUUGUGUUCGUUAGUCAAGUAGAGUGGAUGAGGAGAUUCAUGAAUGAUGAUGAUGAGCUUGAGCAUGUGGCUUUCCUUGCGUUGUGGCUAAGCUAUUUUGUGUUUCCGUCUGCUUAUUAUCAUAUAGAUGAAGCUGUUUUCUCUGUUGCUGUUCAUGUAUCAAGAGGGACUAGGAUUGCUCUUGCUCCUGCUGUUCUUGCUCACCUCUAUGCAGACCUUACUCUCUUGAAACACCACAUUAGAGAGUUCAUCACCAUAGAGGACAAGAUUGAACUGAAGGGGUUGUUUAAGUUGGUUCAGGUUUGGACAUGGGAGAGAUUCAAGGAGCUGCAACCCGAAAAGGCUAACCCUUUGCUCAAAGGUGAGGCGAGAUUGAGUAUUUGGUGUGAUCUGACGAAGAAGAGAAGUAGCAAUGUGAGGGAGGUUCUUGAGGAGUCGAAAGUGGAGAGCUUUGAGUGGCGUCCUUACACAAAGGCUUUGGAGAACUGGAGGUUUCCUCUGUUUUACCCUGAGGAAGCAAUGUGGGUUCCUGUUGAUGCUGACCUUGACGAUGAGUUUAUCACUUUUGCUCGAUGUGUCAAGGUGUCUAAGCUUGUUGGGAUUGAUUGUGUGGAGCAUUACUUUCCCAAUAGAGUGGCUGCACAGUUCGGUUUGAUUCAGGAUGUUACUUGUCAUGUGAACAGGAAGGAACUCUCAAAAGAAGAAGCUUGGGAUGAGUACAACAACCCUCUUGAUGAACUGACAUUGUAUAUCCCUUCUCGCUGUGUUAUACCUUGGUGGAAGAAGUCUUCUUCUGAGUGGUGGAAGAAGUUGUCUCCGAAGGAGAAUCAAGCUGUUGAAUCAUUGACACCAAGAAACAUCAUAGGUGAUGAUACAUCUGAUUCUGCUUCUUCAGGUUGUAAGAAAUGGAAGUCAAUGAAGCGAGUUUAUGAGGAUGAUGAAGAUGAUAGCCUCACCGUUGCUCAAGUAAUGAGACUUAGAAAGAAGGAUACUUCAAAGGUACUGUCAGAACAAGGAGAUGGGUUUCCUGAAAAACUCAAAAGAUCUAGAUAUGUUAGAACAAGGAGAAAUGUGAGAUCAGAGAUAGGAGAUUGUGGUGGAUCAGUUUCAAAAGAAGUGACACUGGGUGACUUGUUUGACAAGGAACUAGUGAAGGGGAAGAGUGAGUGUUCGGGAAACAAGCGAGCUCGUAGUGAGGAAGAUGAUGAGAGUUGUUAUGAUGACAUUACCAAUGCUGAGAUGAUCAGAGUUGAAGAAACAGAAACCAGAAGCAAAGCAGCUAAUGAGAACAACUCCGUAGAUCCUCCUCUUGGUGCUAACGUAGAAGUAGUUGAAACUGUUGUGUCACCACCAGAGACAAGGCAAAACUGUGAUAACGAGGUUAAUUUAAUUGGAAUCAAUGCUGAGAAGAAGAAGAGGACUAUGGUUAAGGAAGCAGAGUGUUUGCUCCAUGUAGAUAGAGAUAAGCAAAAUGAGAUGGAAGAUGGUGAUGAUACUGGUGAAAGUUUGCAGCAGAAGAAUCUUGCAAUAAAGGAGAUAGCAUUGACACUAGAGGCACGUAUGAUGAAGGUGGAGAAGACUUUGGCAAAGAUUAGAGAAUGGAAAACCAUAGAAAUAAAGGGAGCCAAAACCUGA